UUUCAGUGUUUGAUUUGGAAAUGCAGUGACAUUCGACAAAGAGUAUUUCUUGUUUGGGUGUAUCGUGCUUGCCUGAAGCCACGUUCGUUCGCUGAGGCCUGCAGAAGCAUAGUAGUAUUUGGUGGCAAAGCGCUGGCGCUUUGUAGCUGGCUGCAAAGAUGGCGCACAACCCGAUAAUGUUAGAGUACAUGGCCAUACCUCCAGUCACCAGAGCAUACACCACCGCGUGUCUGAUCACAACUAUUUUAGUGCAAGUGGAGUUUGUCACACCACUGCAGCUCUACUUUAAUCCCUAUCUCACCUUCAGAGAACUGCAGCUAUGGCGUCUAGUCACCAACUUCCUUUUCUUUGGACAGCUAGGCUUCCACUUCUUCUUCAACCUCAUCUUUGUAUACCGUUACAGUCGAAUGCUGGAAGAGGGAUCGUUCCGUGGGCGCACCGCUGAUUUUGUCUACAUGUUCGCCCUGGGCGGUGUGGGCAUGCUGUUCUGUGGAUACUGGUUCUCGUUGCUGUUCCUGGGUCAGGCGUUCACUAUCAUGCUCGUCUACAUCUGGGGCCAGCGGAAUCGUUUUGUGCGCAUGAACUUCCUCUUCAUCACGUUCCGAGCGCCGCAGCUUCCCUGGGUGCUUCUCGGUUUCUCCUUCGUGCUUGGCUCUGUCUUCUGGGUCGACGUGCUAGGCAUUGCAGUUGGUCAUGUCUACUACUUCUUGGCAGACGUUUUCCCACGCAUGGAGGGAGGCUGCGAUGUCGUGUCUGCUCCAAGGAUAUUGAAAGUUCUGUUUGACAAGGACAGUCACGUGGACGAUGCCAAUGCCUACCGACCGCCGGCAGAGGACCAACCCGGCGGUUACGAUUGGGGAGCAGCCAUACAGGAGCAAGUACAGCGACUGCCCGCAGCAGCUGCUGCCGCUGCGGGUGCUGCUGCUGAUAGUGCUGGCGCUGGUGUUGCUGCUGCUGCUGGGAAUGAAGGCGCAGAUUCUUCCGGUCGUCACGACUCCAGUAACAGUGGCACGGCCAGUAGUCUUCGGCAACGAGUGCGACAUCAUCGUUCAUCCACAGUGACAGCAGCAGCAGCACAAGAGGGCACAGAGGAUGACGAUGACGCGCAGGCGGAUGCAAGAUGAUUGCAUGCAAUGAACCAUAGGCAAAACUGUAUCUUGGGGGACGGUGUGUGGCCGUGUGUGUGUGUGUGGCAAAGGUUGGAAUCGGGGUGGCACGGUGCUGGUGCUGGUAGCAAGCUGCCUGGCCUUGUCUGCAUGCGCGUCUCUCCUCCUAUUUCUCUCUCUCUCUCUCUCUCUCUCCCUCCCUCCGUCUCUUCACGACAGCUUUAGCCAUUGUAAAUGUCACAGGUUGUUGCACGGCAGUUUGUUUCUGGCACCGUUGCCCUCGCCAGUCAGUCACUUGUAACACAUCCAGCACACCGAGUCACCAGCAACACCAGCUUGCACAACACACGCAACCAUUGCCAGUGCACCAGCUCCCAGUGGCUGGUGUGAGGUGUUUCACACACAAGACCAUACGUACCCUGUACCAGCCAUUCCGCUGCCGUCGCUCCGUCAGCUCACACCCCACGGUCGCUGCAUACAACUGAGUUAUGUACGCACUGCAUACAUACAGUGAUUUUAUUGCAUCAGGCGUUAUGACUUUACAGUUGAGAUCAUGUGCUAUUAUAGCACAGCAAUUUGUAUGCAUGUAGUUUUGCUGAAAACACUUCAGGUUUUGCCGAUUUUUCUAAAACCUGGCAGAUUCUAUGGAAUUGUGCCAAAUUCUAUGAAAACGUGCCAUCUUUACUCAAACCAAUCCAAAUGUACCAUGUUGGUCAGUUGCGACCAGGGAGUCGUAAAAUACCGGUAAUUUACGACCCUGGUCCCGACACAAGCAUGCCCGUGUUACGGUGUGCAUGUGUUCUCGUCUCCUGCUCUCUAUCUUUUUUCUUCUUUCUUUUGCAGCUGGGACUGAGAUCUAUACUGCAAUCUGUCUGUCUCCCUGUCGGUCUGUCUGUCUCGCUGUCUGUCCGUCUGAUGUUUUCCAUUGGCAACACUCUCCCUUAGCAUUGUGCACGGUCGGUGUUCAUAAUGCUGUGCUCUGCUGUGCCCAAUGACCCGGGUUUUGCUUCGCGCUGCGUUGAAUUGUACAUUGUACGUUAUGCAGCAUAGCGCUUUUAUUAUUUUUACAGCCUAGUAGAUAACUCUCAGCAUAAUAAUAAUUAUUUUUAUCUGUUGAA
Molecule: messenger RNA, 2224 nt
Organism: Sycon ciliatum
Lineage: Eukaryota; Metazoa; Porifera; Calcarea; Leucosolenida; Sycettidae
Product: derlin-2-like
Exons: 7
Coding region: 159-1124 (321 amino acids)
Biological process (GO): endoplasmic reticulum unfolded protein response
Cellular component (GO): Hrd1p ubiquitin ligase ERAD-L complex; endoplasmic reticulum membrane
Molecular function (GO): ubiquitin-specific protease binding; misfolded protein binding
Source: RefSeq, a predicted model, not a curated record